Molecule: messenger RNA, 2211 nt
Organism: Amaranthus tricolor (Joseph's coat)
Lineage: Eukaryota; Viridiplantae; Streptophyta; Magnoliopsida; Caryophyllales; Amaranthaceae
Exons: 5
Coding region: 326-1921 (531 amino acids)
Molecular function (GO): metal ion binding; phosphatidylinositol binding
Source: RefSeq, a predicted model, not a curated record
CAAAAGUAACUCCAGAAUAUCAUUAUUGUACGGGCCACGUCCAUUAUCAUCUUAUGGGCUGUUUGCGUCUUAUGCCGAAAUUUAUUUGUUUCCUCCAUCAAAGUUGCUCAACAUUCACAAAUUUUUCCUAUCAAAUCUCUGUACAAUUUCAAAUUUCAACUGCUUACUCCUGUUAAUUCUGUCAUAUCUCGUAAAAUCUCAAAAAUAUCAACUUUAUUAAAUUUUUUAUUUUUUUCAUUGUAUUGGGCAAAGAAGAAGAAUCCAGGUGAAGUAUCAAAUCAAUAAUUGACUAUUCAAUUUCCAUCAAUAAUCGAAAUUGAAAUAUAUGGCGGAGGAUUACCAAUCCUGUUCUUCGUCAGUUGGGAACAAUCUUGGUUAUCCUAAAAUUGAAAUUGAUGAUUACGAACCCCGCGUUUUUCGUCCUCAGUUUCUUGGAGAAGAUAAAGAGUACAACGAUGGCCGUGAUGACAAAGUAGCUGAUGAAGCUGGGGUAGAAGAGAAGAAAGAAAUUGUGCAAUCUGAAACUAAGUGUUCUUCAGAUCCUGAGAGAAAUAGUGAUGUCUUGGAUGGUGCAGUUUCUGGCAGUCAGAAGCAUGGUAAAUUCUUCUUUUAUGAUACCCCUGUUUCGGAGGAAACUGGAUUUUGGAUUCCUGUCUCUGUGCCACCACUGACCGAAAGCGAACAUGAAAAAUGGGCAACAAACCCUUCUGUGAAUGGAGGUUAUCUACCUGAUACAGAUAUGGAUUGGAAUCAUUUUAUUGGGGAAAAUAAGGAGCUGACAAUGUGGGAUGUGGUUAUGGAGAUCAUCAUCGUAGCUGGUGGGAAGGUGAAGGCGCUUGCUUCAGGGGACUUUCAGCAACAGCAACUCUCUUGGAUAUCAGCUAACUUCCUUGAGCAUACUUGGCAGGAGAUGGCUCAAACCCUGACAGAGGCAACUAUAACGAAUGUGCAGGAGAUUUUGGAGGCUGAGCCUCCACGUUGGCUUCCUGACAGUACUUCAUCAACCUGCAUGCUUUGUAGCGUGCGUUUUCAUCCUAUCAUUUGCUCCAGGCAUCACUGCCGCUUUUGUGGGGGAUUGUUCUGCAAUGAAUGCUCCAAGGGAAGGAGUCUAUUGCCUGUGAAAUUCCGUACCCCGGAUCCACAGCGAGUUUGUGAUGUGUGCUGUGUGCGUUUAGAGUCUGUCCAGGGGUAUCUGAUGGAUCAAGUUAGUCGUGCUGCACAGUUACCUACCUAUGAUUUGACUGAUCUCAGUACCUUGAGAUCUUGGCUUAAUUUUCCAUGGGGUCAAUCCAUGGAAUAUGAGAUUUACAAGGCAGCUAAUGCACUCAAAAGCUAUAGCAAGAUUGGUACCAUAUCACCUGAAAAGUGCAUACCAGAUACCAUCUUGAAGCAAGCAAAAGGCCUUGCCAUUCUCACCGUCGCCAAAGUUGGUACUGUUAUGACCUACAAAGUAGGUACUGGGUUAGUUGUUGCUCGAAGAAAAGAUGGUUCUUGGUCUGCGCCUUCUGCCAUUGCUUCAUUUGGCUUGGGUUGGGGAGUUCAGGUAGGUGGACAAUUUACAGAUUUUAUAAUUGUGCUGAGAACUAGUGAAGCGGUCAAAAUGUUUGGAGGAAACAUGCACAUUUCUUUUGGUGCUGGAAUGAGUGCUGCUGCUGGUUCUGUGGGAAGGUCUGCAGAAGCUGAUAUCCGUGCUGGAGAUGGAGGUUGUGCAGCUUGCUAUACAUAUAGCUGCAGUAAAGGUGCUUUUGUUGGUUGUUCUCUUGAGAGUAAUUUCGUAACAGCUCGGUACAAAGAAAAUUCUAGAUUUUAUGGUAAUUCAUCGUUGAAGGCAUCCGACAUUUUGCUCGGGACAUUGCCAAGACCUCCUGCUGCCGCUAUCCUUUACGAUGCUCUUUCAGAUUUAAAUCAGAAAUUGGAUUGAUUAUGUUCUGAAUCUUGUAUAUAUUGCCUCUUUCUCAAAAAAAAAAAAGAUUCAAUUGUAGAUUCUCAGUCUCCUAAGCCCUAAUUCUUGAAAUUAGGCUAUCUCAUUGAUUAUUAUUAUUUUACAAGUUUGAUUGGAUUGUACAGCAUAACAGCAAUGUUUUGGGAAAGUGAUUUAUGUUUCACUUAAAUUUGUUGGAAGUUCAACUUGAUUGUAAAUAUCAACAUCAUAUAUGGCCGAAAGGUUGAAUGCUUGAUUUAUUUAUGGGAAACAUUGGUACUCAACUUAUA